Messenger RNA from Nycticebus coucang (slow loris), 3108 nucleotides. Its product is annotated as matrin-3-like. Gene Ontology annotation, cellular component: nucleus. Lineage: Eukaryota; Metazoa; Chordata; Mammalia; Primates; Lorisidae. The record is from RefSeq and is a predicted model, not a curated record. Gene Ontology annotation, molecular function: zinc ion binding; RNA binding. Bases 233 to 2917 code for a protein of 894 amino acids. The transcript has a single exon.
CCGUCCCGCUCGCUGGGAGAGAGCUACCUCUCCUUUUCUCUCUCCCUUUCUCUAAGAGUUGUCUGCUGGUUCUCAGCUUGAAGAAGAUUCUACAGUCCUUAUUGAUCCUUUUUCUUGGCAUUACCAUUUUUUGAAGCAAAGUUAACCUAGCUUUCUAGUUUGAGCUUUCUUUUUGGCCGUCUUUAUAACAAUUUUUUUUAAAUCUAUAAAAUAGACAAGAGAUAGUUCUACAAUGUCCAAGUCAUUCCAGCAGUCAUCUCUCGGUAGGGACUCACAGGGUCAUGGGCGUGACCUGUCUGCGGCAGGAAUAGGCCUUCUUGCUGCUGCUACCCAGUCUUUAAGUAUGCCAGCAUCUCUUGGAAGGAUGAACCAGGGUACUGCACGCCUUGCUAGUUUAAUGAAUCUUGGAAUGAGUUCUUCAUUGAAUCAACAAGGAGCUCAUAGUGCACUGUCUUCUGCUAGUACUUCUUCCCAUAAUUUGCAGUCUAUAUUUAACAUUGGAAGUAGAGGUCCACUCCCUUUAUCUUCUCAACACCGUGGAGAUGCAGACCAGGCCAGUAACAUUUUGGCCAGCUUUGGUCUGUCUGCUAGAGACUUAGAUGAACUGAGUCGUUAUCCAGAGGACAAGAUUACUCCUGAGAAUUUGCCCCAAAUCCUUCUACAGCUUAAGAGGAGGAGAACUGAAGAAGGCCCUACAUUGAGUUAUGGUAGAGAUGGCAGAUCUGCUACACGGGAGCCACCAUACAGAGUACCUAGGGAUGAUUGGGAAGAAAAAAGGCACUUUAGAAGAGAUAGUUUUGAUGAUCGUGGUCCUAGUCUCAACCCAGUGCUUGAUUAUGACCAUGGAAGUCGUUCUCAAGAAUCUGGUUAUUAUGACAGAAUGGAUUAUGAAGAUGACAGAUUAAGAGAUGGAGAAAGGUGUAGGGAUGAUUCUUUUUUUGGUGAGACCUCGCAUAACUAUCAUAAAUUUGACAGUGAGUAUGAGAGAAUGGGACGUGGUCCUGGCCCCUUACAAGAGAGAUCUCUCUUUGAGAAAAAGAGGGGCGCUCCUCCAAGUAGCAAUAUUGAAGACUUCCAUGGACUCUUACCGAAGGGUUAUCCCCAUCUGUGCUCUAUAUGUGAUUUGCCAGUUCAUUCUAAUAAGGAGUGGAGUCAACAUAUCAAUGGAGCAAGUCACAGUCGUCGAUGCCAGCUUCUUCUUGAAAUCUACCCAGAAUGGAAUCCUGACAAUGAUACAGGACACACAAUGGGUGAUCCCUUCAUGUUGCAGCAGUCCACAAACCCAGCAGCAGGAAUUCUGGGACCUCCACCUCCCUCAUUUCAUCUUGGGGGACCAGCAGUUGGACCAAGAGGAAAUCUGGGUGCUGGAAAUGGGAACCUGCAAGGACCUAGACACAUGCAGAAAGGCAGAGUGGAAACUAGCCGAGUUGUUCACAUCAUGGAUUUUCAACGAGGGAAAAACUUGAGAUACCAACUAUUACAGCUUGUGGAACCAUUUGGAGUCAUUUCAAAUCAUCUGAUUCUAAAUAAAAUUAAUGAGGCUUUUAUUGAAAUGGCAACUACAGAGGAUGCUCAGGCUGCAGUGGAUUAUUAUACAACCACGCCAGCAUUAGUAUUUGGCAAGCCAGUGAGAGUCCAUUUAUCCCAGAAGUAUAAAAGAAUAAAGAAGCCUGAGGGGAAACCAGAUCAGAAGUUUGAUCAAAAGCAAGAGCUUGGACGUGUGAUACAUCUCAGCAAUUUACCCCAUUCUGGCUAUUCUGAUAGUGCUGUUCUAAAGCUUGCCGAGCCCUAUGGAAAAAUAAAAAACUACAUAUUGAUGAGGAUGAAGAGUCAGGCCUUCAUUGAGAUGGAGACGAGAGAAGAUGCAAUGGCAAUGGUUGACCAUUGUUUGAAAAAAGCCCUUUGGUUUCAGGGGAGAUGUGUAAAGGUUGACCUUUCUGAGAAAUACAAAAAACUGGUGCUGAGGAUUCCCAACAGAGGCAUUGACUUACUGAAAAAAGAUAAAUCCCGAAAAAGGUCUUAUUCUCCAGAUGGCAAAGAAUCUCCAAGUGAUAAGAAAUCUAAAACUGAUGGUUCCCAGAAGACUGAAGGUACAAAUGAAGGUAAAGAACAAGAAGAAAAGUCAGGUGAAGAUGGUGAGAAAGAUACAAAAGAUGACCAGACAGAACAGGAACCCAAUAUGCUUCUCGAAUCUGAAGAUGAGCUACUUGUAGACGAAGAAGCAGCUGCAUUGUUAGAAAGUGGCUGUUCAGUGGGAGAUGAGACUGAUCUUGCUAAUUUAGGUGAUGUGGCUUCUGAUGGGAAAAAGGAGCCUUCAGAUAAAGCUGUGAAAAAAGAUGCGAGUGCUUCAGCAGCAGCAAAGAAAAAGCUUAAAAAGCGUCGUUUCCCAGGGAGUAUGGAAGGUUUUGUCACUCUAGAUGAGGUUGGUGAUGAGGAAGAUUCGGAACGUCAGAAACUUCGUAAAUCGGGCAUGGCAUUUAAAUCUGGUGACAAAAAUGAUGAUGGUUUGGUUGAAAUUAAGGUGGACAAGAUCGAGGAACUUGAUCAAGAAAAUGAAGCAGCGUUGGAAAAUGGAAUUAAAAAUGAGGAAAAUACAGAACCAGGUGCAGAAUCUGCUGAGAAUGCUGAUGAUCCCAACAAAGAUACAAGUGAAAAUGCAGAUGGACAAAGUGAUGAAAACAAGGAGGACUAUACAAUCCCAGAUGAGUAUAGAAUUGGACCAUAUCAGCCCAAUGUUCCUGUUGGUAUAGACUAUGUGAUACCUAAAACAGGGUUUUACUGUAAGCUGUGUUCACUCUUUCAUACAAAUGAAGAAGUUGCAAAGAAUACUCAUUGCAGCAGCCUUCCUCAUUAUCAGAAAUUAAAGAAAUUUCUGAAUAAAUUGGCAGAGGAACGCAGACAAAAGAAGGAAACAUAAGAUGUCCAAGAAGAGUUAACGAUUUCAAAGAAAAUAAUGGUUCUUUGUUUUUAAUGUUAACCUUUUUUAAAUACAAUACUGAUGUUAGAAGAUGACUAUUGUACUCAUUUGUUUUAGUGGAGAAAUACUAGUCUGUUCAUGUGUUAAAUGUUAUAGCAAGAAAGUACAUACGCGGUUAAGUUAAUGAAGAA